CAUUUCAUUCAUCAGCUGUUGUGUGUGUUUGUGUUCUCAAUCAAGUUUAAUUAUUGUUCAAAGGUUACCUCUAUGUUAUCAAUCAGUUUUUGUAUCCUGUUUGUUGCAUUUUAUUUUCAGUUGGUAGAUUUCCGGGUGUUUUGGAAUCCUUUCUUGUAAUUGUUUUGAAUCUGUAGUUUACCUAUUUACUAAUAACAUAUGUUAAAUAAAAAUGGAAUCAAAAAAAUCAAAAAACGUAGUACAUUCUGAAGUAAUAAGGACUGAUUAUUUUUCACUACCAAAAAGUCUCAAAAGAAAAUAUAUAACACCUUUCAUAAUUCUUGAUCAACAAAUAAAAAGGAAUUUAAUAAAUGGAGGAAUAAAAACCAGGCCUGUUAACAGCAAUGGCUUGUGGUGCUGUAGUCUUCUGCCAGCAAUUCUCUGCAUAUAUGCAUACUUUUAUAAAGUGUCACUGCUGUACAAAAUUGUAGCUUGUGUGUCCAUUGGCCUCUUAGUGUACUCCUGCCUGUUUAUACUGUUCCUGUCCGUGUCAUGUGUGGUGCUCAACUAUGACACAAUACAUGGAGGCUGCACUGCCUCUACAAUGGCUUCUGUUCUAUUAUUGUAUGUGUUUUUAGAACAAGAUCUAGCCUUCUCAAUCCUAUGCGCGUUCCCCACACUGCACCUCUACAACUUGUUACUACGAUUUUGUCUGUUGUCCCACCCAAAGACAUUUACAGUGGGCGAAGCGAUGCUCGUGUCUCAGGGGAUAUCCCUGCUCACCAUCACAAUACUGAUCAAAGUGUUCUAUGACAUCGGAGAGUCUGAUGAGGAAAUGGAAUUUAUUAAUACUAUUGUCAAUACAGUGUUGUCAACCGUGGGAUUGAUUGUUACAGCAUUAUAUUUGCUGACUGACGAGCAAAGGAACCUUGGGAACCUGAUCAAAAUUUUAUUAGUAGGGUUCAUAUUCACUCUGAUGAUACUGCAUUCCAUCAUCGGAGUGGGCUUUCUGCCUAAAAUUUUGUACUAUAUCUUCUUUGAUAAGAACAGGGUACAAAUAUUCACGUUCUGGCUGUCGCUGGUGGUGAUAGCGGUGGUGGUGCUGGUGUCGCGCACGCGGCUGGCGGUGAAGGCGAGUACGGUGACGCGCAAGGCCUUCCACGUGCUGGCCUCGCUGGUGUUCCUGUCGGGCCUCCUCCUGGACGUCAACCUCAUCACGUUGGCGUCCGGCAUCGGCCUUGCUCUCAUCAUUUUAAUUGAGGCUAUCAGGAAAUCUCAAAUAGAGCCGAUAUCAGGUGCCCUUCAAUCGGCGUUUGAUGUGUACAGCGAUGACAAGGACGUGGGCUCAUUCGCGAUGACGCCGAUAUACCUGUUCGCGGCGCUGGCGUGCCCGCUGGCGCUGGUGCCGGCGCACGCGGGCGCGCCACUGGAGCUGCUGGCCGGCGUGCUGGCCAUCGGCGUCGGCGACACCGCCGCCAGCUGGCUGGGCUCCAACUACGGCUUCUACAAGUGGAGGCAUGACAACAACAGAACUUUAGAAGGAACAGCCUUCAACAUAAUCUCGCAAAUAGGGACAGUCUACGCUUUACAAUUGUUCGAGCUGCUGUCAACCAACAACAUGAUAAUCCGCGCCAGCGUGGCGGCCGUGGCGUCGGGGCUGGUGGAGGCGCACACGGACCAGGUGGACAACCUCGUGCUGCCGCUCGUGUCGCUGCUGGCCUUCCAGGCCACCUACGUGCUGUGCUGACGUCCACGUACUGUGCUCUACGGUGUUGACAUUUGGCUUGUUCUAGAAGAAUUUCAUUCCCCUGCACAGCGAGGCAAACUUCUGGACAUUGCACCGAAAUCCUAAGAAAUACCCUUUAGAUUUUUGGUCCAAUGUCUAGAAGUCUGCCUCCCCGUUUAGGUGAUUUUUGAGGCCAGUCUUCACGAAUUAAACUUUUUGCGACUAGGGUGUCAUUUUGAAACUAUGUCCCCUUUGCACAGUAAUGAGGCACCAACUUUUAAAUAUUUUUUUAUAUAUAUUUAAUUAUUUCUAGAAUAUUACAAAAUUGUUAAACUUAAUCACAUUUUACCUGUAUUGUCACUUUUUAUUUAUACUUUGUAAAUAGAUGCCUUUGUAUUUAGAGUGACAAACCCUAAACAAAAAACGGCAAAAUUAAUUAUUGAAUUUAGACAAUACAUUCCAUUAAAACCAAAGAUACAUUGUUAUAUUGUUUUAAGGUGUAAUUAUUUUUUAUACUUUUGAUAAAAUAAAUGAAUAUAAACUUGCA
This is a messenger RNA of Plodia interpunctella (Indianmeal moth), 2252 nucleotides long. RefSeq names its product Dolichol kinase (gene Dolk). The transcript is spliced from 9 exons. The record is from RefSeq and is a predicted model, not a curated record. The coding region runs from base 212 to 1726 and encodes 504 amino acids. Gene Ontology annotation, biological process: dolichyl monophosphate biosynthetic process. Gene Ontology annotation, cellular component: endoplasmic reticulum membrane. Gene Ontology annotation, molecular function: dolichol kinase activity. NCBI's taxonomy places the organism in Eukaryota, Metazoa, Arthropoda, Insecta, Lepidoptera, Pyralidae.